CCCGGCGUCGUUGGGGGCGGGGUCUGGACCAUGCCGAGGCUCGGUUUCUCGGGGCUCGACGGGGAGGAGUUUGAGCUUUUGGCUUGAGGGGGCGGGGUGCCGGCCGGCUGUAGGCGAGCGGCCGGAGUUCCUCGGGAGAGAUGGCGGCUACCUUCUUCGGGGAGGUAGUGAAGGUGCGGUCCCGAGCGGUGACGGAGGACGAGGAGGACGAGGAGGACCCCUGGGCGCCCGAUAACCCGGAGGACCGAGAAGUCCGGCGCGAACUCGAGAGGAAGAGAGAAGUAGAGGUCCUUCAGACGCAGACAAACUUAUCUUUGGAAAUUCCCCUGCUAGAGCAGUAUCCAUGUUCAAAGUUUAUAAUGGCAGUAGGAAAUAAUGCGGUAGCAUUUUUGUCUUCAUUUGUUCUGAAUUCAGAAACUUGGGAAGAAAUUGGAUCUACUAAGCUGUGGAAUGAAUGGUGCAGAACAACAGAUACAACAAAUCUUUCCCCAACAGAUGCCUUUUGUGUGUUCUACCGUCUAAAGUCAGAUCCUACAGUUUUCCUGUGCCAGUGCAGCUGCUAUGUUGCUGAAGAUCAACAAUAUCAGUGGCUUGAAAAGGUUUUUGGUUCUUCCCCGAAGAGAAAUUUACAGAUAACUAUUCUUACUUCUCGUCAUGUGACUGACUAUAAAACUCCAGAAUCCAGUUGCAACCUUCCUUCUCCCUUCCUGAAAGCCCUAAAAACACAGAGUUUCCAGGAUGCUGCCUGCUGUACACUUUUAGAACAGCCAAAUAUCGUACAUGAUCUUCCUGCUGCAGUUCUGAGUUACUGUCAAGUAUGGAAAAUUCCAGCAAUUCUAUACCUAUGUUACACUGAUAUAAUGAAACUAGACCUAGUUACAAUUGAAGCUUUCAAACCAAUACUUGGUUCAAAAAGCUUGAAAGGAUUAGUUAAGAAUGUUUCCCAUGGUACAGAGAUACUGAAGAAACUGGUGACAACAAAUGAAAUUCAGAGCAACAUCUACACAUGAUUUUGUAUUGAUUUUUGAAAGUCAUGGGCGUGAGUGGCAGAAAGAGAAAUACCCUGUAGUUCUAACUAAUUUACCUAGUGGAAGAAAGCAAAAUAAAGAGUUUAUUUUAAAGUAA
This is a messenger RNA of Vombatus ursinus (common wombat), 1125 nucleotides long. RefSeq names its product proteasome assembly chaperone 1 (gene PSMG1). Gene Ontology annotation, biological process: proteasome core complex assembly. Lineage: Eukaryota; Metazoa; Chordata; Mammalia; Diprotodontia; Vombatidae. The transcript has 7 exons. The record is from RefSeq and is a predicted model, not a curated record. Gene Ontology annotation, molecular function: proteasome binding. The coding region runs from base 141 to 1010 and encodes 289 amino acids. Gene Ontology annotation, cellular component: endoplasmic reticulum.